Molecule: messenger RNA, 955 nt
Organism: Cynoglossus semilaevis (tongue sole)
Lineage: Eukaryota; Metazoa; Chordata; Actinopteri; Pleuronectiformes; Cynoglossidae
Product: proteinase-activated receptor 1-like
Biological process (GO): positive regulation of blood coagulation; positive regulation of Rho protein signal transduction; blood coagulation
Cellular component (GO): plasma membrane
Molecular function (GO): thrombin-activated receptor activity
Source: RefSeq, a predicted model, not a curated record
GUGGACAGGUGUCUUUUAUACAGGUAACGAGGUGAGGCAGGUGUAUUUGAUGUAGAUAAUUAAUUGGGAUUGGAGAUGUGUCUUAAAGAAAGACAAACUGGCUUGUAGGAGCCAGAAUACUUGCUGUUUGGUAGGGGCUCAAAUACUUGUUUUUCCUCAUCAGAUGGUUAUCCAUUUUUAUAAAUUCAUAUGAUGUGAAUUUCUUUCUCAAACAGCUUCCGCCAUUUGUGCAGCCAUGUGGCUGCUGGCCCUUGGGGGAGUCACUUCUCUGCUCACAUCAGGUCAAACCAUCCACCUAUCAGACCUGGGCAUCACCACCUGCCAUGAUGUGCAGGAUGUGGAGAAACUUCAGGCAUACUAUCUUGAUUUCUUUCCCAGCUACUCGUCCAUCUUCUUCUUUAUCCCGCUCAUCUUCACCAUUGUCUGUUACAUCCGCACCAUCCAGGCAUUGACAGCAGCUAAUGUGGAGAAUCACUCCAAGAAGACCAGGGUUGUGGUCAUGGUUGCAGUGGUGCUGGUGGUGUUUGUGGUUUGUUUCACUCCGACCAAUGUUAUUCUGGUGGUGCACUAGUCCAGCUGUAGCUACCAGGCCUACCUUCUGUCCAUGUGUCUGGGCAGCCUCAGCUGCUGCCUGGACCCUGUCCUCUAUUACUUUGGCUCCUCUCAGUGUCAGAGGGAAAUUUUGGUGCUGCUGAGGUGCAAACGACUGGCUCAGGGGGACAGCAGCUCAGGGACGCAAAGCACGAGAACCAGUGGGCGAACAGACAGCAGUAAGUUACGUAAGAUCAAGGUCGGGCCAAAUACCCAGUACAGCAGGCUGGUGGCCUGAGGAGCCACAUACACUCCUGUUUUGAUGUAUCAUCAUUUGAGCAGAAAAUUACUAGUCAGCAUUUAAAAAUGUUUAUAUUCAGAGAAAUUUUACCAGUUUUAUUGGUUUUACUUUAACAAAUAUUAA